UCUCCUCGGGAAUCUAUUAUUAACAAAAACAUUUUACAAACACCGGUGACAUUGUUCGAACCAUGUGUAAUACGCGCGGUGAAAUUUCCCUGAAGUCUGUUUUUAGUAUGUCGCACCCUCUUUUUUCUCUCCUGUCUCCUUUGUGAAACUCCAUUAAUUUUCAGCGCAUCUAACGGACCUUUCGUUCGAACUUCGGAACGGUAGCACUUAUCGGUAGCCAGGAGGCGUGUGUCAAAAUGAAUCACAUGACUGACCGCAUCCGUGGACUUAACGAGGUCAUUAAUAGAUAUAGAGGUGUACAAUACGGCGCGCACCGCGAGAGGUUCGCACGAACGUCCGGCGAGAUAAAGUUAAGUGCUCUCUCUACGGACGUCCUCGAUCGCAACGAUGAGCGAUUAGUGGUAAACAAAGAGGUUCGUCGCCGUGUGUUACUUAGAAAGUAAAUAAUAUGCGACAAUGCGUCAUAUCGUAUUCUUCUUUAUCUCACAACACUCGACGGAAUGACCUGGCUGUAUAUUAGCGAAAUACCUCUCAGCUGAGUAUAUAAAUCAUCAUUCGUCAUUGAUCCGAUCGCGGCAGACCGGAAAGAAUUACUUCUUAUUCAUGCCCGUGAAUAAUCCGUCGCGAGAACGGAGUCGGAUGCGAGAAGAAUGGAAAACGAUUAUACAGAGAUAAUACGGAGGCUUCCUCUUUCUCUGAGGUUAGCCUAUGGCACUGGCCAUGUAUUAAAUGACAUCUGCGCUUCUAUGUGGUUUACGUAUCUGCUGGUGUUCUUCCACCUUGUGCUCGGAUUCGAUCCAACUCUAUGCGGCGUUGUAUUGCUUAUCGGUCAGAUAGCGGAUGCCAUGGUCACCCCCUUCGUCGGUUUACAUUCCGACAGAAAUGAUGAUUUCUGGUUGUGCAGGUACGGCAGAAGGAAAACCUGGCAUUUAGUAGGUACUGUUUGCGUAGUACUAGCCUUCCCAUUUAUAUUCUCGCCUUGCGUCGGCUGUGAAAACGCACAUCAAUGGGCACAAUUGAUCUACUAUGCAGCUUUUGUAGUAAUUUUCCAGUUUGGCUGGGCAGCGGUACAAAUAUCCCACUUGUCCUUGGUUCCAGAACUUACACCCACUGAUCAUGAGAGGACUCAACUUAUAGCUAUAAGAUACACGUUUACUGUCUUCUCCAAUGUACUUGUUUACUGUAUCAUGUGGGCCGUGUUGCACAUAACGAGUGAUCAAGAUGCGGACGCUCAGAUUGGACCUGGUGAUGUUCACAAAUUUCAAAAAGUUGUUCUAAUUGGAUUAGGAAUUGGGCUUGUAGCGUCCCUUAUAUUUCACGUUUUUCUUAAAGAAGGAGCUAAUGGUAAUGGCGAUGCUAAUGACGUGCUUCGUAGAGACACCAGGACAGCAUCAGUAUUAUUGAAAGAUACGAAACUGUACCAAGUGGCUUGUAUCUACAUGCCUACGCGACUGUACAUCAACUUAUGCCAAGUUUAUAUUCCCAUGUACUUACACGUGUCGCUGGAUAUGCCCGCAGCCUCCCUGGCUUACAUACCUCUGGCGAUGUUCCUGAGUAGCUUCCUGAUAUCUUUGAUAAUAGAGAGGCUCAAUACGAAAUUGGGCCGGAAAGUCGCGUAUUCUAUCGGUGCUUUGCUCGCGGUGUGCGCCAGCGUGUGGAUACAGUUCGGCAACGGCGACGUGUACGUCAAAUACCAGAUAUAUCCUGUGGCUGUGAUGUUAGGUUCCGCAGGCUCGAUCAUGUUGGUCACGAGUCUCGGUGUGUGCGCGGACCUAAUAGGACAGAAUACCGAAAGCGGCGCUUUUGUGUACGGAGUUAUGAGCUUCAUGGACAAGCUCAGCAACGGCUUCGCAGUUAUGCUCAUCCAGUACCUGGUGAAACGGUGCUCGACCAGUUGCAAUAAUUAUUACAGGGACAUUCUCACGUACGUGUGCGGCGGUUCCGCGGUAUUCGGUCUGCUGAUAAUUCUGUAUAUGAAACCGUUCUCCCGUAACAUGGCUUACAGCACGUUAGACCACCGCGGCAACGAGAACGAGAAUCGGGACCCGUCUAUAGAGAACCUGGCGAACGAGGGCGCCGAAGUGUCCUUCACGGGGCACGCACACGUUACAUAAUAUGCAUAUUAAUGUAUAAUUUGUGAAAAUUUUAGCACAAAAUGCGGACCGACAAAGACAUCGAUAUUUGAUAAGAAAAAGAAUAAGCAACGUGCACACACGUUGCCAUAUGGGUAUUAACGAGGUACUAUCUUUUUUAUACUUCACAGAUCUCUAUUGUUGAUAUUAUUAUUGUUGAUAUGGAUGUUGAUAUUAACGUUGAUAUUAAUAUGAAGCGCAGUUUAUACUUUUAUCCCUUAUCAGCGUCGUUUAUUCUAACGCGAAACCAAUGUAGAUCAAUUCGUCUCGUAUAUCCUGCACACUCGAUCGUGAGAUAAAUAUAUAUCUCGGAAUUGCAAUGCGAAAAAAUAAAAAACAACAAUAUAUAUAUAUAUAUA
Messenger RNA from Dinoponera quadriceps, 2491 nucleotides. Its product is annotated as major facilitator superfamily domain-containing protein 12-like. NCBI's taxonomy places the organism in Eukaryota, Metazoa, Arthropoda, Insecta, Hymenoptera, Formicidae. The coding region runs from base 651 to 2114 and encodes 487 amino acids. The record is from RefSeq and is a predicted model, not a curated record. Gene Ontology annotation, biological process: carbohydrate transport. Gene Ontology annotation, molecular function: symporter activity. The transcript has 7 exons. Gene Ontology annotation, cellular component: membrane.